Molecule: messenger RNA, 2765 nt
Organism: Oryzias latipes (Japanese medaka)
Lineage: Eukaryota; Metazoa; Chordata; Actinopteri; Beloniformes; Adrianichthyidae
Gene: atad1a
Product: ATPase family AAA domain containing 1a
Biological process (GO): extraction of mislocalized protein from mitochondrial outer membrane
Cellular component (GO): mitochondrial outer membrane
Molecular function (GO): ATP binding; ATP hydrolysis activity
Source: RefSeq, a predicted model, not a curated record
CUAUUUUAUUUUUAUUUUUUUGUCAAGCGCCAUAUGAACAACACCCGAAAAGGAAAAGCAGUGAGCAUGGGUGUCCGAAUUACUUUUAAAAUCCAGGGUACUAUAUAGUCCCGCACUCUUUCGGUCUUUGGUAGUUAGGGAUUAGGAUUGGAUUUCCCUAGUUUGGAUGUUUCCACCCGAGCCACAAAGCACGUUACACUUCAAAUGGAUUUCCACUACCUGAUGGAUUAACACCUGCAGGUAGGCAGGCAUGCUGCUUCCCGCUGAGGCCCUUAUGCGGCCCCUAUCUAGAAAUGAAGUGCUGGGCAUGUUAAUCAGGUUGACCGUUUUCGGUGCUGUCACAUACUACAGCAUAAAGUGGGUGGUUGAUGCUAUGGACCCUACCACCAAACAGAAAAGUCAGUCCAAGAAAAGGGCAGAACAACUUAUGAAGAGGAUAGGUGUCCAGGGGAUAACACUAACAGAUUACGAACUAAACAUAGCAUCUCAUUUAGUUGAUCCGCAAACUAUAAAGGUUUCCUGGAAGGAUGUUGCAGGUCUUGAAGAGGUUAUCAACGAACUACAAGACACUGUUAUCCUACCUUUUAAGAAAAGGCACCUUUUACCUGGAUCCAAACUCUUUCAACCUCCUAAAGGAGUUUUGAUAUUUGGUCCCCCUGGUUGUGGGAAGACUAUGAUCGCUAAGGCAACAGCCAAAGCCUCAGAAUGCAAGUUCAUUAACCUCCAGGCACCCACUCUGACAGAUAUGUGGUACGGAGAAUCCCAGAAGCUGACUGCCGCGGUCUUCUCUUUAGCCGUCAAAAUUCAGCCAUGCAUCAUCUUCAUUGAUGAGAUUGAAUCCUUUCUGAGGAAUCGCUCCAGCCUGGACCAUGAGGCCACAGCCAUGAUGAAGGCGGAGUUCAUGAGUCUGUGGGACGGACUUGACACUUCUCUAACCACACAGGUGAUGGUGAUGGGAGCCACAAACCGACCACAGGACGUGGAUCCAGCUAUUCUGCGCAGGAUGCCUGCUACCUUUCACGUUGGCCUGCCUGACAUGAGGCAGAGAGAAGACAUCCUGAGGCUGAUUCUCGCAGGAGAAAAUCUCAGUAAUGCUAUUAAUCUGAAGCAGAUUGCUGAAAGGACACAAGGCUACUCUGGCAGCGACCUCAGGGAGCUGUGUCGAGACGCGGCUUUGUACCGCAUCAGGGACUACGUGCGCAAGGAGGAGAUGAGGCAGAUCGGGCUGCUGCUGCAGGACAGUGAGGAAGAGGAGCUCCCAGUGGACAAAGAGAAGCUGCGACCAGUUACUCAGCUGGACCUCCUCUUCGGCCUAGAAAAGAUGAAGGAGUCCAAUCGGGCCACAGCCUCCAUGCUAAGCAAGCCAUCAGUGGUUCCUCUGGACUGAACAUCCUGUUUUGCACUUUUUCAAUUCAAUCAGCAGAGACAUAAAAAAAAACUCUGAAAUACCAGCUGGCAUAAUGGCUCAAAAAUAAAAUUACCAAGGUUCUGUGCAUGCUUGUCAGUAUACAGCACUUCUCAAUGUGAAGGGGAACACAGUUAUAACCCUUGUGCUAUCCUAUGACCCCACCCUAACAUUGACGUGUUAUCCCUACCAUGACAAAAGUGGGGAAAGGUGAAGACAAUUUCAUGUAAUCCAUGGACACCAGUGAAGACCUGUACACUUCAACCUGGAGCUGUCUGUCCUCUCCAAUGAUCACAGCACAGUCUAGAACAGAGGUGGGCACUGAGGGCCGCAGUCCUGCAUGUUUUCCAGCAUACCCUGCUCUGGCAUGUUCUGAUUGGCUGGACACACCUGAACCAGGUAAUCAGCCAUGAGUAGGGCAAGAGUAUCUGGAAAUCAUGCAGACACACCGGUCCUCGAGGCCUGGAAUUGCCCACCCCUGGUCUAAAAUGUUGUCCUUUGUGUCUUCACUGGUGAACUUGAUGUUCUUGUCGACUGCGUUGAUAUGAUCUGUGAAAGUCUCAACUUCCUAGAUUUUGAUCUUGACCCAAGUGUCGUCCACAUAUCUGAACCAGUGGCUUGGAGUAGUACCUGGGAAAGAGUCCAGGGCUCUUCUCUCAACUUCUUCCAUGUACAAAUUGGCCACAAUGGGCGAGAUUGGAGAGCCCAUAGCACAGCCGUGCCUCUGCCUGUAGAAGUUUCCCCUGAAUUGGAAAUAUGUCGAGUUGAGGCACACUUCCAGCAGUUCGCAGAUGUGGUCUGGUGUCAGAUUUGUUCUGUCUUGUAACUGAGAAUCCUGCAGUAAUCUCUUCCUCAUUCAAAUCACUGCCUCGGUGGUGGGAAUGCAGGUGAAGAGGGAAGUUACGACUGGGGAGCUUCUGGUGUGUUUUUUUAAAGGUUUUGUGGUUAAAAAAAAUAAAAUAAAAAGCAACUCAUUAACGUGAAUGUUUUCUCUAUUGGUUUAUCCUGUGAUGUUCAAACUCAUGCAAGUCUUCAAUAAAACACCUCAGGAGCCAGUUUGCAGGUCAAAAAGUUGCCAUGUGAACCAGCGCUGCUUUCAAACACUUGUGCCCCUGCUUAUCAAUAUCAAUGUCUUCAUGGAAACUUUCAUCAGCUCUGUGCCAUCCAUGGAUUAUUUACCGGAAACUCGAAGCAGCUGUUCUGGUUAUGGUGUCAAAAGUGUGAGGAAUGUGAGAUUUUUAUGCAUUUCAAGUUGUAUUUAUUAAAAUGAAUUAAAGCAUAUGUAAUGUAUUCAUAUAACUUUAUUUCAACCUCUAAAUGCAAACUUGUCAACAAAUAAAUUCUGCAAAGGUUUCAAACA